CGAACAGACCUCAGUCACGACCAUCUUGAUAUCGGCCGCAAACGCCGCUGCCUUCCAAAUACGGAGGUAUCAACAGAUGUAAACAAGAGGGAUUAGAGAGAAAGUCGUAAACGACGCGAAUUCAAAGUGCUUCGCCCUUUAAUCACUUUUUUUUUAAACACACAGCUCAACAAUCAGUUUCGAGAAGAGGGAAAAAAUCGAGAUCCGUGCUGCUCGAUGAACCAAUGCUUUUACUUACCUAAAAAUGUAUUGUUUCGAUAUUCACUAAGUCCUCUCAAUUAGAGCAAAUGAUGGACAGAUUGUCACCCACCUGCAGCCUCGACCAAUAUAGCUUUUACGUCAACAAGUCUUGCGUUUGUUGCAUUUAUUAUCGUAGGUCUCAUACCAUCGUACUGAGUCCACGGUGAACCUGGAUCUGUUCACUGCUGCUAAACAACUAGCAGACAGCGAGAUCGAAUUGAUAAAGGUAAUUGAGAAUUCCAGCAAGUGCCAAAGAACUCCUACAAACAUGUUCACAAAUGCGAAGAAAACGAAGAAACCUGGGAAAUCGAAAAAUGCUCGUCCAUCGGCUGCGCUAUUGGCCGCUAAGCAAGAGGCAGCGAAACGGCAGCUGCUGUCGGACAAGAAAUCCAACAGCAGCUUCAUACCGGAUAUAUAUCAGAGAGCGAUCGAAGCGUAUAAAGUGGUGCGAAAGGAGACCGGUCUUGUAUUCGAUCGUGGCAUGGCCGAGCACGAGUGUAUCUGGGAUCCGAAUUAUCCCGAGUGCCCGGCCAGGUUCACACGAGUUUUGGAGAGAUGCGAGGAGCUGGGUCUGGUACAGAGGUGUAAGCUCAUCGAGCCGAGACGCGCCACGGAGAGCGAGCUCCUAAGUAAGCACAGUCAGAAACAGAUUGAUGUUCUGAAGGCGACGGACGGCUCUACGGAUGCGGAGAACUUGGAGUUUCUGUCGUCCAAGUACGAUUGCGUCUACGUUCAUCCGUCGACGUAUAGAUUGUCUUUAUUAGCCGUGGGCUCAACAAUCAAUUUAGUAGAAAGUGUCUGUAAAGGCGAGAUACAAAAUGGCAUGGCUAUUAUCAGGCCACCUGGUCAUCAUGCAAUGAAAUCGGAAUAUUGCGGUUACUGCUUUUUCAACAAUGUAGCUCUGGCAGCAGAAAGAGCUUUGAGUUCAGGCUUAGCGAACAGGAUUUUAAUUGUGGAUUGGGAUGUUCAUCAUGGACAAGCAACGCAACAAAUGUUUUACAAUGAUCCACGCGUAGUUUACUUUUCGAUACAUCGUUAUGAACACGGCGAAUUCUGGCCAAAUUUGAAGGAAUCUGAUUUUCAUUAUAUUGGCGAGGAUCUCGGAGAGGGUUACAACUUUAACGUACCUUUAAAUAAAACCGGCAUGACCAAUGCUGAUUACAUCGCGAUCUUCCAGCAAGUUUUAUUGCCAAUGGCUUACGAAUUUCAACCGGAUUUGAUAAUAAUAUCAGCGGGUUACGAUGCGGCUCUGGGUUGUCCAGAGGGUGAAAUGCUGAUAACUCCGGCAUGUUAUUCACAUUUAUUAUCAUCAUUAUUAAGUCUGGCAAAUGGAAAAGUUGCUGUAGUUUUAGAGGGUGGUUAUUAUCUGAAAUCAUUAGCGGAAAGUGCAGCCUUGACUUUGAGAACUUUAUUAGGCGAUCCGUGUCCAGUUUUACAAACACUUGACUUACCAUCGUUAAGUAUACGUGAUACUAUCCUGAAUGUAAUCUACGCACAUAAACCAUACUGGAAGUGUUAUCAGUACCAAGAUACAUACAGCAUCCAUACUACAACACACAAUAAAGAGGAGCUUGCUAAUCGGCAUAUAGUUACGGUUACAUACAAAGGCAGUGAAAUUAGACUAGACAAGUAUGAUACUCGAAAUUGCUAUCCUGUACAAAGCAAAGAAACAUUAGAGGGCGUGGAAAAGAAAUUAAACGAAUUGAUUCAAUUAACAAACUUACGUAAAGCACCUCAUAAAGUAUGUAUCGUCUACGAUGAAAAGAUGCAGAAGCAUUGCAACAUUUCUGACAAUUCUCAUCCAGAGAAACCAAAUCGCAUCUCCAGUAUUUAUAAGAAUCACGAAGAACACGACUUGUUACAACGAUGCCAUUUAUUACAAGGAAGGAGUGCAACGACAGAGGAAUUAACCUUGGUCCAUUCGAAAGACUACAUCGACGACAUCAAAAGGACGUCGACCUUGAAGCUCAAGGAAUUGCAAAAGCAAGCCUCGGAUUACAAUUCCGUUUACCUUCAUCCUGAAACGUGGUCGAGCGCCUGCAUGUCCACCGGCUCUCUUCUGCAAGUAGUGGACGCGGUAUUGAAUGGGGAGUGCCAGUCCGGCGUGGCCAUCGUAAGACCGCCUGGGCAUCACGCUGAAAAAGACAUCGCGUGUGGCUUUUGUAUAUUUAAUAACAUUGCCGUGGCUGCAAUGUACGCUGUACAGUUUCACCACGUAAAGAGAGUACUGAUAGUAGACUGGGACGUGCACCAUGGAAAUGGGACACAAUCUAUUUUCGAGGAAGAUCCGAGAAUACUUUACAUCUCCGUUCAUCGUUACGACAAUGGAAGCUUCUUCCCCAAUUCCAAGCUCGCUAAUUACACGAGCACUGGCUUAAACGCAGGCGAGGGAUUCAACGUGAACAUACCAUGGAACAAGAAAGGAAUGGGAGAUGCUGAAUAUAUAGCGGCUUUCCAACAAGUAGUGAUGCCCAUUGCUUAUCAAUUUAAUCCAGAACUAGUUCUGGUUUCGGCUGGAUUUGAUGCUUGCAUUGGUGAUACACUUGGAGGUUGUCUCGUAAGCCCAGAACUCUAUGGCCAUUUAACCCAUUGGCUCUCAUCCCUGGCCAAUGGUCGUAUAAUUCUAAGUCUCGAAGGAGGUUAUAACAUCAACUCCAUAUCCCACGCGAUGACCACGUGUACCAAGGCCCUCCUGGGCGAUCCUUUACCGAUGCUGGAUCCUAGUCUCAUUCCUUGCACCAGCGCGAUAAAUUCUAUCAAUAACGUACUGAAGACUCACAAGAAGUUCUGGCCCAAUCUGCAAUACGGAAUAUCCUUACCGAAAGAGAAAGUACUUCCCAAAUUUAAAAAGCUUUCCAGUAAAGAUCCUAAGAAAGUCGACGAGCAAGGAAGAAACGCGGAUAAACCGAAACAAACGGAAUCGAAGAUCGCCCUAGAGGGAAUCGAGAGCGAGAAGCUGGAGCUGAACCUGGCGAUCGACAAGAACUGCUUGAGUCUAGUGACGGACGAGGAGAUUUCGAAGCUGGCGUGCGAGGUGGAGAACAUUAAAAUAAAAAAUUUUGAGUUGCACGCGAUGAAAAGCGAAGCGGUCGAGUCGCGAGGGAGUUCCGAGUUGAGCCAGAGCGAAGCGAAAAAUCCGGACGUUUCGCAAAGUAUACAAAAAUGCGUGAACGAGACGAACCAAUCGAGAGGCAGCCAGCAAGGCAAUUCUGACAUACACGAGGAUCGCGACGACGAGGGUGCGGCAUCUUCGCGACGUGAGACGCAGUCAACGACUCUCUCGGAGUACCUCUCCGACAAUCUUCAGGCCCUGACGGCGGGAGAGAUGUUCGCAGUCGUGCCCCUGCGAGACUGUCCGCAUCUGUUCACGUCAGUCAACGAGGUUCCCUCGGGCGGAAUCGACGUAACUGCGCCAUGCGCCGAAUGUGACAGCACCGCGGAGAAUUGGAUCUGCUUGCAGUGUUACUCUGUGCACUGCGCCCGCAGUAUUAAUCAGCACGCGAUGCAGCACGCGGAGGAGCACGAGCAUCCCAUGACGCUCAGCUUCAGCGAUAUUUCCGUCUGGUGCUACAGUUGCGAAGCCUACGUCGAUCAUCCUCUAUUAUACGCGGCAAGGAACGCGGCUUAUCAAAGCAAGUUUAAUGAAGAGCUUCCCUGGACUUAUAGCGAUUAUAGUGGUCUUUAAACACAUCUUGAUGAAAGAAAUAUAUUUUAAAUAAUUCAAUAGAAGAUAUAUGUUUUUUGGAAAUAAUUUU
Molecule: messenger RNA, 3995 nt
Organism: Wasmannia auropunctata (little fire ant)
Lineage: Eukaryota; Metazoa; Arthropoda; Insecta; Hymenoptera; Formicidae
Gene: HDAC6
Product: histone deacetylase 6
Exons: 20
Coding region: 509-3925 (1138 amino acids)
Biological process (GO): chromatin organization
Cellular component (GO): histone deacetylase complex
Molecular function (GO): histone deacetylase activity; zinc ion binding
Source: RefSeq, a predicted model, not a curated record